Triplophysa rosa is the source of this 4884-nucleotide messenger RNA. RefSeq lists its product as uncharacterized. Bases 402 to 4154 code for a protein of 1250 amino acids. Lineage: Eukaryota; Metazoa; Chordata; Actinopteri; Cypriniformes; Nemacheilidae. The transcript is spliced from 21 exons. The record is from RefSeq and is a predicted model, not a curated record.
UUUUUUGUUGAGUGCUGUAACACGUUAUUGUCUCCUGUAUUCUUGUUGAAAAACUGAAACUAAACCCAAUACGCAAUCUCUCUCAGGCUACUGUAACGCUUCAAAUGAAUGUUUUGGAGCAUGGCUGACUGACAGAUGAUCUUAAAGCUUCACGUUCCCAUAGCAAUCACCUGUUUCACCCCACCCCCACGCGCGUGCACCACCUGCCCAGAAGAUCAGCAUCAACAACGGCAUUUAUUAUUUAAAACGCUCAAGAAGAUGAUCCUGUGCCACGGACUUGAGAUGCAAGAAACUUUGGACCUUGGUAAUAGGAUGUUAUGUCAUUCAUCAAAACGGCGUGCGUAAAACUCCUGUCUGAUCCCUAGAAUCACAGGGCAAAUAUAAAGCAGGCAUCAACAAAAAUGAGUAGAGACGCAAGCCAGACGCGCACGAGCUCACGGAGCGGGUUUGAUGGGACGCCUACUGGAGACGCGGACGGUGAGGAUGACGCUCGCAGCAGACCUUCAUCUGUGCUGUGGGAGAAACGCAUCGAGCAGAGUAUAUUUGUGGAUAUUAGUGAUGAUGACAGCCUGCAUUUCAGUGAUUUGCAAGACGCCUUUACUGUUCAUCUCUCGCAGGGAUCAGGUGCACCCGGAAGCCCACAAUUUACAGAUGUGUCCUGUGAGACUGAAAAGGGCUCCACAGAGAGUACAGAAUCGAUCAGCAGUGAGUGUGUAGAGCAUAUUAACAAGUCCAGAAAGACCCCAAUGCACAGAUCUGCAGUAAAGGCAGUUGUUGAAAGACACGAGGAUGAUGCAAUCAACACCAGCGAUGAAGAACACGAGGAGCUCCCGUACGACGGUGCACACACCAGUGACAAAACAGGCCACGACGUCCAUGCAACCUAUUCAAAUGGCUCUGAAAUAUUUGCUGUAAUGUCUGUUAAAGAAACAUCCAAUCACAAAGCAACAAAACCUGCGGCUCCUCCCGUAGCCGUGAGCCACAUCUCUGACGUCCUGCUCAGACACUUCACCCAGGAGGAGCUUCUUAACUCAAGCAGGAUGAUUGAAGCAGAGACCCUACCAGAAAUCUCUCUGAUGGACAGCGCGGAUGAAACAGUGUUGAGUCGAGUAGUUUCUCGUGCUCCACGGAUCAACUCAGAAGAGAGGGAAACGAUUCAGAACAAAAUACAGGAACCUAAUUCCACAACAGCUAAAAGUGAUGGAUUGCUUGAUGUUACUGUUUCAGAAGAAGAUAUGGAAGAAGCAGCAAACAACUGCAGCGAUACAAACGUUUCAAAUGUGUCUAACUCAUCUAAUAAGCCCGAAAAUAUGUUUAUUGAGGAUACGGCUUCCAGUCGAGGCAGUGAUGUGGUGUCCGCUGGUGACGAUGUUUCUCCGAAGCAGAGCUUCAGUGCCAGCUCUCUAGAUCUGUCUAAAGCAGACGUACCCAAAGUCUCCUUCAGCAGGACCCGGUCCUUCAGUGAGAUGAAAUAUGGACAGGGACAGGUGCAUUACCCCUUACCUGACUUCUCUAAAGUGGCACCUAAAGUCAAAAUACCUAAAGGUAACGGAACCGUUAAACCCAUCAGUCACAGUCAGUCACCAGCUUUAGCACGAGUCCAGUCCUCCCCGGUAAUUCUGGGUAAAAACACCUCCUCAGCCACAGCUGAUGUCAUCAGCAGGGUUUUAGAGGACUCCCACGUUGUGUUCUCGGAUAAGGAAGAACAAUCUGGACUAGCACAUCAAUUACAGGCUGAGUAUGACAGGUUACUCGCUAAAUACACAGACACAGAAAAUCUUAUUGGUCAGCAGAUUCAUGCUUCCAGUGAGCCUUCUGUGUCUAUUAGCUGGAGUGAGACAACUACAAACAAUGACAACAUCACCAAACUGACAGCAAAGACCCCACAAGCACCAACUGCAGGUUCAGGUGAGGAGCAGUGCUGUCUGGUGCAGAACUCUCUACCUGUACAGACAGAACCACAGACACUGACAGACGGGGAAAGACUGACCUCUGACCUCAGAGAAAUCAUCAGCUCAUUUGUGCAGAAGGUGGAUGAAUUCAAAACAUGUGUCAACACCAUGUCAAUGAAUGUGCAAGAGCAACAGAUGAUGCUGAAAAGCAUGAUGGAGGCCCAGGACCAGUUGGAGAGGAAUUACCUCACAAAAAGGGAGGAGCAUCGUGCUCUUGAAAUGCAAAACUACAUGGGACUGGCCAGAAACACAGGAGAGUUUGAUCCUGACAGGGAGGUGGAGGGGCAGAUUUUCAGGAUAGGUAUGCACCUGGAGGACAUAAAAGAACAGAUCGACAGAAAUGUCUGCCAUCUUUUCAAUCCUCCUCCAUCAUCACCCACUCCCUCUCCUCCACCUUGUAAAGAUACCUCUCUCGCAUCACCCCAUUCAUCACUGCAUGAGGAAUCACUCUUCUGCAUCUCCACCAUGAGAGAAAACAUGGAGAAUGAAGAAGAGGAGGAUUUUGAAGUGGGUGACGAAGAUAUCCGAGCCGAAAGCAGCUUCAUUUUACAGUGUUCCACCUUCACCACUCCAACACCUGGAACUGCCAAUGAAGAAGACAACCUGACGGCAACAGGAGAAGAAGACUUCUAUGAGGACGUUCUGACACAAGGGUCCACUCCAGCUGCUUUAAAGCAAAAGCUGACAUAUGACAGAUGUGAGGAGAAGACUAGACCAGGUGAAGGCUCCCUCUCAAGUGUAGGAAUUCAUUAUACAGGACCCUCUGCUGAGAACUCUCCUGAACCAACCAGAGACAAAACACAGAGAUUUGUGAGACCAGAAAUUGACAGUGGCUUUGGCAGUUCUGAUAUAAGCCGGCCAACCACAGGACUCUCCCACACAUCCCCUAAUGCUUUAAGUUCUUCUGCAUUAUCUGAUGAUGUCAUCAGCGUGGCGAGUAUAAGUGGUUCUGACAGCGAUGCCUCAUAUUCCAAUGAACGAACAACUAUAUCUAUAGCAACACGGCCUGUACAGCCUACAGUGAACAACAUGGAUUAUGAAGAGUUGGACACAACCGAGUUGGCCCAGAAUGCACCAUUAAAAGUUAAUAAAGUGGAAAAAGCAUCAAUAGGUGGUGCCGUGUCCAUUCAUGAGAACAUGAUUGAGGGAGGAGGACCCGUUCACCUGGGAAAGAACAAUGCUGCAUAUGAGACACCAAACAGAGACAGACAUUCAUCAUCACACUGUUCAUGUCACAAUAGUGAGGUUAUCCUUGCACUGCAGUACGAGGUGUCCCACCUCAAGAGGGCGCUAGAGGAGAGUCUUAGUCACCUACCUCAUAUGAGCAGGCGGGCCGAUUACGUGACCGGCAGGUCUCAUUCAGAGAGAAGGCACAGAGCACAAACCCGUGGCUCCAACAGCAGACUUGUGAAGACAGACACAAGCCUUCAGAGGACUGAGGACUGGAUCUCUUCUGAUAUGGAGCCCAGUAUCAGUAAAGUCACAGAAGGUGACGAUUCAGACCAUACAUUGAGUUUCCAGAGAGCCUUCAGUCCAUCUCAUGAACAAACACACGGCCGUCUCAGCUCUCUCUCUGACAGAAGAUCAUGUGACACCAGAUCCCCAUCCAAGGCCUCAGUACAAAGCACAUCUCAGUUCGACCCGUCCAGAAGUCAUCAGAGGGAGAGCACUGGGCUGUCCAUCCACAACAAAAGUGCAGAAACAAGGUCAACCUACAAAAGUGUCACCCAUAGACAAGCAAUGGGAAACCUGGGGAAUAUCUUUAUAAACAGCAAAAAAUCUGCCUCAUGUUUUACUGCUCAUACUUCCCAUAAGCCUCUGCUGCAGGUAAACUAUGGAUCCUCCUGCAGUCUACCUGCUGGGUUUAAAGUUCGGGAUCAGGAGUCAGAACCGCCGGUGUCCAGCAGGAGGCGCUCUGCUCAAUCUGACUCAGCACUGCUGCCCAGUAAUGUCUUUUUUCAGCGAACGUCGCGAACCCCUGGAAGGAGACAUUACACCAGGGAGGAAUCAAUCCAUAAGACUUUGGACAAGGCCUUGCAGGCGGCUUUUCUAAUGAAGCAGACAACAGACAGGAUGGCUGACGCGCUCUCUGGUGACCUGGCCAAAGCUCAGCUCCAGAAAAAGUUUUAUGGCAUACAUCCUCUAAGAAGCAGAACAAGAAACUGUGAUUUCCUCUCUACCUGCAGUUCUCAAGCAAACUGAAAAUUAUAACAGAAAAAACAAAAUCUCCAUCUUCUCUUCUCUGUGGAAGUUUAACACAAGUUAACUGUCUGCGAUAUUCACAGUGAAUGACAGGACAGAAUUAAACCUCCUAAUGUAGCCAACAGAAUCCAAUACUAUUGCAACAAUCAUUACUUGAAUUGUUCUCUAUAUCAGCAGCAGGUUUCAGCCGCAGUAAUCUACAGCAUAUUAUCUGAAAGGAUUUUUUAUUGAAAUUCCGAGAUAUCGCCUCUGUUUUGUAAGGAUAUCCCUGUUUUUCCUCCAAGCUGAAUGUUUCAUUUGACACUUCAGCUGGGAAUCAUAGACAAAAACAACAAAAGUCAAUUUUCGGUCAUUGUUGGUGUGUGUGUGUGUGUGUGUGUGUGUGUGUGUGUGUGUGUGUGUGUGUGUGUGUGUGUGUGUGUGUGUGUGUGUGUGUGUGUGCGUGUGUGUGCGUGUGUAUGUGUGCGUGUGCUAAGCUUCUGGUCAUUGCUGGUUUUGUUAGUGUAGGGCAGCUUUGUGCUCUUUUGAUGGUGUAGAAUAUAUUACUUGUUUUCCCCCUUAAGUAUAAUCUAAAAUGUAACUAAGCAUUGUUAUGUGUCUAGCUAGCACGUUAAAAGAACACGCACUCUAUAAAUUGUGACUGUAAUGAUAAUGCAACAAAAUUAUAUUAAGACUAUAAGUCAUUGUUAUACAUGAUAUUUUCAUCAUUUACAUCAUUUAGAUUUAAAAA